This is a messenger RNA of Juglans microcarpa x Juglans regia, 1831 nucleotides long. RefSeq names its product shaggy-related protein kinase alpha-like. NCBI's taxonomy places the organism in Eukaryota, Viridiplantae, Streptophyta, Magnoliopsida, Fagales, Juglandaceae. Gene Ontology annotation, cellular component: cytoplasm. Gene Ontology annotation, biological process: signal transduction; protein phosphorylation. The transcript is spliced from 14 exons. The record is from RefSeq and is a predicted model, not a curated record. The coding region runs from base 310 to 1539 and encodes 409 amino acids. Gene Ontology annotation, molecular function: protein serine/threonine kinase activity; ATP binding.
UUACCAGCGCAUUAGAGCACACAACCACAGAAAAAAAGCAAAGCAUUCAUCUCUCUUCUCUCUCUCUCUCUCUCUCUCUCUCUCGGACGCACAAGUCCACAAGAGGAAAGCCAACCCAAAUAAACCAAAACCACUGGAUCUACGCCUUUGAAUCUCCCCGUCCAGCGAGCUCUUGUUGAUGUCUGGAAACUUCUGGUUCGAUCGGAUGCAUUUUCUGUGGAUUGUGGAGGAUGGGUAAAGGUCAAUUAUUUGUUUCAUCACGUUGAAAAUAUAACGUGAUCAGGAAAUAAGGAAACUUUUUUUAAACCAAUGGCUUCGGUGGACGUUGCACCUUCUUCUGGUUUGAGAGAACCCAGUGGUCAUACAGCCAGUGUUGAUCGGUUGCCCGAGGAGAUGAAUGACAUGAAAAUCAGGGAUGACAAAGAAAUGGAAGCCACUGUUAUUGAUGGUAAUGGAACGGAGACGGGUCACAUAAUUGUGACUACUAUUGGUGGUAGAAACGGCCAACCGAAGCAGACAAUAAGCUACAUGGCUGAGCGUAUUGUCGGACAUGGAUCGUUUGGAGUUGUGUUUCAAGCAAAGUGCUUAGAGACUGGUGAAGCUGUGGCUAUAAAGAAGGUUCUUCAAGACAAGAGGUAUAAGAACCGAGAGCUGCAAACUAUGCGCCUUCUUGACCACCCAAAUGUUGUUGCUUUGAAGCAUUGUUUCUUUUCAACAACCGAAAAGGAUGAACUGUACCUUAAUCUUGUACUUGAGUAUGUCCCUGAAACUGUUCAUCGAGUGAUCAAGCACUACAACAAAUUGAACCAAAGGAUGCCGUUAAUAUAUGUGAAACUCUAUACGUACCAGAUCUUUAGGGCAUUAUCAUAUAUUCAUCGCUGCAUUGGAGUGUGUCACAGGGACAUCAAACCUCAAAAUCUUUUGGUGAAUCCACAUACCCACCAGGUUAAAUUAUGUGACUUCGGAAGUGCAAAAGUCUUGGUAAAAGGGGAGCCAAAUAUUUCUUACAUCUGCUCUAGGUAUUAUCGGGCACCAGAGCUUAUAUUUGGAGCAACUGAGUAUACUACAGCUAUUGACAUUUGGUCUGCUGGCUGUGUUCUUGCUGAGCUACUCCUUGGACAGCCUCUGUUUCCUGGUGAGAGUGGAGUCGACCAGCUUGUGGAGAUAAUAAAGAUUUUGGGCACUCCGACAAGGGAAGAAAUCAAAUGCAUGAACCCCAACUAUACAGAGUUCAAAUUCCCUCAGAUUAAAGCUCAUCCAUGGCACAAGAUAUUCCACAAGCGUAUGCCUCCAGAAGCUGUUGAUCUGGUUUCGAGACUACUACAAUACUCCCCUAACCUGCGAUGCACAGCUUUGGACGCCUUGACGCAUCCAUUUUUUGAUGAGCUUCGUGAUCCAAACAGUCGCUUGCCGAAUGGCCGUUUCCUUCCACCACUAUUCAACUUUAAAUCACAUGAAUUGAAAGGAGUGCCGGUUGAGAUUUUGGUGAAAUUGAUCCCAGAGCAUGCAAGAAAGCAAUGUUCCUUUCUUGGUUUGUGAUUUGAUGUGAAAUGCAACAACUCGCACGAGUGACGUCCCUAUAUGGUAGCCGUGUUCGCUCAAUUUAUCUGAUUUGUUCUCUUUUCUUAAAUGUAUCUUUUGUUCAAUUACCUUGUUUUAUAAAAGCAGAUUUAGAGAUAUGCUACGUAUGUGCCCAAACCUCAAUGGGUGUUCUUAUUACCCUGUUCCUGUAUCACAUCAGCUUGUAACCUUGCAUAGAAGACAAAAGUCAGCACUUUCUAAAUUCCCAGCUGUAUUCCUAUUACUAGAAAAAAGACCAUUUCUGCUUGCA